AUGACUUUUACUCCCAGGGUAUGGCGAUAAGGACCUCUAAGCAAGUAGCCGGGGACAUCAAGAAAGCUGCAAAGGAGGCAAACAGAGUGCAGCGAAUGGAGACUGAAUUCCAACCAAAUGAACAAUUGAUCAAAGAUAUGGCCACUCCAAGGUACAAAAGGAAGUCUCCAAACUCCAAACUGCUAAAAACAAACAGUUUUCAUGCAAACUCGCCGACACUAGGGCUCCUCCCAGCAAUUCCAGAUCUACAUCCAGAGGCAGGAAUAAAGCCAAAUCUGGUCAUAGCCCACACAGGAAAGCGACUCAAAAGACACAAAGUCGUUCCAAAAUGCGAAAUUCACAAACAUCUCGUAAACACCAGUGUGGUGUUACAUUCUCUGGUAGUCGUUCUUCUUGCUGGCGUCGCCAACCAUCAAAAAUGCCAAAAGCCGUGCCGAUGGUUCUAUAAAAUAGAUCAGCGAGACCAGUAUAACAAAUGGCUUGACACAUUGGCAAACACACUGAUUCUGGACCCUCUGCUGCGAAAUUUGGAAUUUCAUAAUAUCUCUCAGGUUAUUCUCAACACGAUGCUGUCACAAACUCUUAGCCUAGGUCUAAAAUUGAGACCUACACUUAAACCUCAUGCGGCUCAUGUUUUUGAGAAUCAGAUACAGGAUUUCUGCCGAAGUGUUCGGUUACAUCGCAAGUAUGCUGACAAGGCAGAGGACCCUGAUUUCAGCCCAAAACUUUACGUGAAAUUGAACCGGAAUCCUCCACGGGAAGAUCCAGACCUCGAGGAAAACCGUAUAAGAUACAUCAGGAGCUACUGACGACCUUCAGCAAUAAUCGCU
Messenger RNA from Orbicella faveolata, 830 nucleotides. RefSeq lists its product as uncharacterized. Lineage: Eukaryota; Metazoa; Cnidaria; Anthozoa; Scleractinia; Merulinidae. The record is from RefSeq and is a predicted model, not a curated record.